Messenger RNA from Aureobasidium uvarum, 1285 nucleotides. The record is from the annotation of a GenBank genome assembly. NCBI's taxonomy places the organism in Eukaryota, Fungi, Ascomycota, Dothideomycetes, Dothideales, Saccotheciaceae.
UCUCUCCACCAUGUCUAUUCGUUCUUUGCUCAGCUUUGGCUUGUUGGCGGCUCCUCUUGUUUCCGCCCUGCCUGCUGCAGACUACAAGUCGACCUCUUGUAGCACCAGCACUUCCCACAGCACCUCCCACAGCACUUCUCACAGCACUUCCCAUUCUUCUUCCCACUCCUCGACCAAGUCGUCGGCACACAGCUCUGCAACUUCUGCUGUCGUCACCACCACCAGCUCUGCUUCCAACACCGUCCAAACUACGACUCUGUUGUCAACAGCCACUGGCAAGAGAGGCCUCAACGACUACGCAAAGAAGGCCGGCAAGCUCUACUUUGGUACAGCUGCAGAUGUCCCUGGAACCAAUGAGACCACCGACAGAUACUACCGCGCCGAGCUUGCCAACAGAGAUGACUGGGGCCAAGUCACACCUGCCAAUGCCAUGAAAUGGGUCUUUACAGAACCCGAGCAGAACGUUUUCAACUACACCGAGGCAGAGGUCUUCCUCGCUGACGCUGCGCCUGGAAAACUUGUUAGAUGCCACAACUUGAAUUGGUACAACCAGCUUCCCAACUGGCUCACCUCGGGCACAUGGACAAACGAGACCUUGACCGCCGUGCUUCAGAACCACGUCACCAACCUCGUCGAGCACUUUGGCAACCGUUGUUACGCUUGGGACGUCGUCAACGAGGCCUUGAGCGACAGCGGCACCACUGGUAGCCUGGCCGACAGCGCCACCUGGAGAUCUGAUAUCUGGUACAACACCAUCGGCCCCGGUUAUGUUGCCAUUGCUUUCAAGGCCGCAGAAGCCGCCGUCAAGAAGAACAAGCUCAAGGUCAAGCUCUACUACAACGACUACAACAUCGAGAAUGCUGGAGCCAAAUCCACUGCUGCGCAAGCACUUGUCAAGAGUCUCAAGGAUGCCAAGAUCCAGAUCGACGGUGUCGGUUUGCAGUCUCACUUCAUUGUCGGCGAGACUCCUUCCAGAGCCGCCCAAUCUGCUAACAUGGAGGCAUUUGCCGCCCUUGGAGUUGAUGUAGCCAUUACUGAGCUUGACAUACGUACCACGACACCUCCCACUCUUGCAGCUCAGCAGCAACAGGUCGUUGACUACACGAGCUCUGUUGGUGCAUGCGCAGACGUAGAUGCUUGUGUCGGUGUUACGGCUUGGGACUUUGACGAUGCAUACAGCUGGAUCCCUUCGACUUUCCCUGGUCAAGGAUAUGGCGACCUUUUCUUCCAACCUGGAGGAUACAACACUCCCCUCGUCCGCAAGGCAGCCUACGAUGGUUGCAUC